AUGUCUCUGGCUAGCAAGCUAUCCAUCACUGACGUUGACGUCAAGGGCAAGAGGGUCCUCAUUCGGGUCGACUUCAACGUCCCUCUCGACGAGAACAAAAAGGUCACUAACAACCAGCGUAUCGUUGGUGCUAUCCCCACCAUCAAGCAUGCCAUCGACAAUGGCGCCAAGUCCGUCAUCUUGAUGUCCCACCUCGGUCGUCCUAACGGCUCUCCCAACGCGAAGUACUCUUUGCAGCCCGUCGUUCCCGAGCUCGAGAAGCUGCUUGGCAAGAGCGUCACAUUUGCCCCCGACUGCGUUGGCCCCGAGGUCGAGGCCAUCGUUAACAAGGCAGAUGGCGGAGCUGUUGUUCUCCUUGAGAACUUGCGAUUCCAUAUUGAAGAGGAGGGCAGCGCCAAGGAUAAGGAUGGCAACAAGACCAAGGCCGACAAGGCCAAGGUUGAAGAGUUCCGCAAGGGCCUGACUGCUCUUGGUGACAUUUACAUUAACGACGCCUUUGGCACUGCUCACCGUGCCCACUCGUCCAUGGUCGGCGUUGAGCUGCCCCAAAAGGCCGCCGGUUUCCUCAUGAAGAAGGAGCUCGAUUACUUUGCCAAGGCCCUCGAGUCUCCCCAGCGUCCCUUCUUGGCCAUCCUCGGUGGCGCCAAGAUCUCUGACAAGAUUCAGCUCAUUGACAACCUGCUGGACAAGGUCAACACACUGAUUAUCGGUGGCGGCAUGGCUUUUACCUUCAAGAAGGUGCUCGACAACAUGCCCAUUGGCUCUUCUCUAUUCGACGAGGCCGGUUCCAAGACUGUCACGCAGCUCAUGGAGAAGGCCAAGAAGAACAACGUCAAGGUCGUUCUUCCCGUCGACUUCAUCACUGCCGACAAGUUCGACAAGGAUGCCAACUCUGGCUAUGCCACCGAUGCUGACGGCAUCCCCGACGGCUGGAUGGGUCUCGAUUGCGGUAAGAAGUCGUCUGCCCUCUUCAAGGAGGCCGUCGACGAGGCCAAGACCAUCCUGUGGAACGGACCUGCUGGUGUCUUUGAGUUUGACAAGUUCGCCGAGGGCACCAAGUCUAUCCUCGACGCCGCCGUCAAGGGCUGUGAGAACGGCAAGAUUGUCAUCAUCGGAGGUGGUGAUACCGCCACCGUUGCUGCCAAGUACGGUGUUGAGGAUAAGCUCAGCCACGUGUCUACUGGCGGUGGUGCAAGCUUGGAGUUGCUGGAGGGCAAGGAUCUGCCUGGUGUUGUUGCUCUGUCGAGUAAGUAA
This is a messenger RNA of Pochonia chlamydosporia 170, 1254 nucleotides long. RefSeq names its product phosphoglycerate kinase. The record is from RefSeq and is a predicted model, not a curated record. Bases 1 to 1254 code for a protein of 417 amino acids. The transcript has 3 exons. NCBI's taxonomy places the organism in Eukaryota, Fungi, Ascomycota, Sordariomycetes, Hypocreales, Clavicipitaceae. Gene Ontology annotation, cellular component: cytosol. Gene Ontology annotation, biological process: glycolytic process; gluconeogenesis. Gene Ontology annotation, molecular function: ADP binding; ATP binding; phosphoglycerate kinase activity.